AUGCGCGCCUUAGACGCAAUCAUUGUUCCGCCUAUAUCAACGACUCAUGUAUCUGGCAGUGGUAACGGUGAUAGCGGAGUUUCCCAGGAUCGAAUGGAUUCGGCUAUCGCACUUGUCGAUGAAAUUGAAAAAAAUAACAAUAGUAAUAAAAGAAAGGGAAAGGGUGCUUCGAUUAGAAUACUAGCAGAAGCUUGUUCCCCGGGUAAUUCUCCUAUACUGACAACAGAAUCAUUACCGAAUGAGUCAUCAAAAGGUAAAGAAACGGAGAAUAUCGUUGAAGAAAUGGAAGGCGACGUUGAAGAGGAAGCGAAUGUUUGUCAUUUCGAUAAAUUGCCUUUGGAAGUGAAAGUAAAGAUUUUCAAAUGUUUGGAGGUGGUCGAGGUUAUCACGGCCUCUAUGGUUUGUCGAUCUUGGUAUAAUUUAGCAUUCGAUGGAGCAUUAUGGUCAAGACUUGAUGUAGCGCCAUUUUACCAGAAAAUUUCGGCCAGUCAACUCGUGGCAUUAUGGAAAUCCGCUGGUGGAUUUUUAAAAGAGGUCAACUUUCGAGGAUGUGUUCAAUUGAGCUCUUUAAAUGUUCGUGAAUUAACGCCAUAUUGUCCCAAUAUUCAGAAACUUGAUUUAUCCGGAUGUCGUAAUCUCGAUUUCGCCGCCAUAGAUUUUCUGUUAUCACAUCUUCACGAUCUUGAAGAAUUAAAUAUUUCAUGCUUAGAUUUGAAAAGUUCGCAAAAUUAUUACACUCGAACGCUUGCCAAACAAUGCAAAAAAUUGAAAAAGGUUAAUAUGAGUUGGUGUCGUUGCAUGACCGCAAGGGAUGUAGAGACUCUGGUGAAGGGAUGUAAAAAAUUGACGAGCUUGAAGCUGGAUGGAAUUGCAAAGCUCAACGAAUCUACAUUUACGCUGAUUGGUGAAUUACGACAUUUGCAAGUUCUCUCGCUUGAUUCGUGUCCAACUGUCGAUGAUAAUCUUAUCGCGGCUCUUUUUCAAUCGGGCAGUAAUAAUGAUAAUAGUUCCACAAUAGCAGCCACAAUGACAACCACCACAUAUUCAUCAUCGCCACCUCCAAUUGCUCAUCUCAAUCUUUCGAAUAAUCCUCAUUUGACCGAUACUGCAUUACAAGAUAUUGCUGAUUUUUGCCCAUUACUGACGCAUCUACAACUUCAUGGAUGUCCGGGUUUCACCGAUUCUGGUCUAACUUAUCUCGCUUCAAAAUGUACAGAACUUCAGGCAAUUGAUUUAGAGGACUGUAAUACGGCCGUUAAUGACGAGGUGUUGGAAGCAUUUGCAACUCAUCUGGAAAAAUUACGAAUAAUUUGCCUAAGUUAUUGUGAUCAAAUUACGGACGAAGGUGUUACAAAUCUAUUACGUGAAUGCACUCAUAUAAGUCGAAUUGAUUUAGACCAAUGUCAAUCACUCACCGAUACAGUGCUAAGGAAUCUCACCACAAUCUUGACUACUACUGCCUCUAUAGAAGAUAGAAUAAACAAUACAAAUAAUCUAUUCAAUGAUGACGAUGGACUGGUUUCUCAUAAGAACAAUAAUACUAGACCAAGGCUAAUAGAGAUUGAAAUAUUUGAUUGUCGUAAUAUUUCAAUUUCCGCCGUUCGUGAAACUGUACAAAAAGUAUCGGCAGCCGGUGUAUUAUUAAAGUUGAAAGGAUAUUACGCGUGGCAAGCCAGUGGCAACACGCGUAAUCGUGAGCAGGAAGGCAAUAACACGGAAACAGAAGACGAUGAAAAUAGUGGGCGACAAAAUGAUGAAGCUGGAACUAAUAUUCAUCACUCAUUUUGGGCUCGAAAUAGGAUAUUUAGGCAUUUACGGAAUGUCAACAUAAUUCCAGAUAUAGCGAUGAGAUUCCAAUUUCAGGCAGCUUUCAGAGGCGCCGGAUUCCGAGGCGGACAGAAUGGCCGAAGAAUGAUGGGUCAAUGUAUUAUAUUGUAA
Ambispora leptoticha is the source of this 1938-nucleotide messenger RNA. The record is from the annotation of a GenBank genome assembly. NCBI's taxonomy places the organism in Eukaryota, Fungi, Glomeromycota, Glomeromycetes, Archaeosporales, Ambisporaceae.